GCAGUCGAUAGGAGCCGCCUACUGCCGCCCACCGCCGCCAUGAAGUUCGCCCUCGCUCUCCUCGCCGUCGUAGGCCUCUCCCAGGCCGGCAGUCCAUAUCCUCCGAGCAGGUGGCAGCCGCGUCCACCCAGACCAUGCGGCCCCCCCCAUCAUCAAUUCCCCGCCCCACCGCCACCGCCACCGCCGGCUCCAACAGCGGCCGCACCGAACCAACUGCCCUCUCUCUCGCAGCUCCAGAGCUUGCUGAGCGCACUCGGAGCAGCUUCGACGACUGCUGCCCCGCUGGCAGUGACUGCUGCCACUCAGGCUCCAACUGCUGGAACACCGUCUCUUGCUGAAUUACAGGCUUUAUUGAACGCUUUGGGAAUAUCGCUUCCAGGCGCCGCUACCCAGGCUCCAGCAGUCGCUACCCAGGCUCCAGCAGUCACAACCCAGGCUCCAGUGGCAGUAGCUCCUACAACUGCCGCACCAGCUGGAACACCCACCGCCGCUCAAAUACAGGCCUUGUUGAAUGCAUUAGGAUAAAUUCAGGUUUCAGAUAUUUGUGGAUCACAAAGCAACUCAGAAUAAGUUCGAUCUUCCCUUAUCGAUCUACUUCAUUUAAUUAUGUGCUCAAAAUCUAAUAAAAAUGUUACUCAAUUAUUUUU
This is a messenger RNA of Nezara viridula (southern green stink bug), 647 nucleotides long. The record is from the annotation of a GenBank genome assembly. NCBI's taxonomy places the organism in Eukaryota, Metazoa, Arthropoda, Insecta, Hemiptera, Pentatomidae.